AUGCCCAAAGCCACUUGCACACCAACAACUACCUCUACCAGCAAGAGCACUAGAGGUAGGGUCACAUACACGGGUACUCAAACAGAAGACCCAUGUUGUCGCAUGACCGACUUUGGCUUUAGAGUGGCGCUCGUGUACAUGUUUGUCAUCCUCGACGCCCCUGCCAACCACACUGAGGAAGAGAGUGAAUCUGGUUGGCCUCUAGCCCAGCUGGAACCAAAAGCAGAAUCCGAACAGGCUGCCUGCACCUCGUCAUCCUCCUCCUCUGUCUUCUCCUCCUCCAGCUUCAGGUCCAACUCCCUGUUCUCCAAGUCUUCCAAGUCUUCUACGACUACCGCCACGACAACACCGUCCCCACUCCCUUCUCGCACUUCCACCAUUGGAACUGGGCUAACCGACAACCCCUUCUCCCCGACCACCAAGAAAGCAAAAACCCUCCUGGCAGCCGCCAGAUACAUGUGGUCCCUAUCGGCCAAGGCCGAGUACGAGCACGAUGAGAGACUGGGCCAGUGGCCGGGUUGGUUACUUCUGGACCAGGGCGGUGGCGGUGUUUCUCUGUCUGCGUGCGAGAAUGCGGUGGCUGCGGCGAGAGUGCUGUUGAGGGUUUUGUGGUUGAGGGUUGCUGUCAUGAUGUAG
Messenger RNA from Sordaria macrospora k-hell, 636 nucleotides. RefSeq lists its product as uncharacterized. Lineage: Eukaryota; Fungi; Ascomycota; Sordariomycetes; Sordariales; Sordariaceae. The record is from RefSeq and is a predicted model, not a curated record.